Arabidopsis thaliana (thale cress) is the source of this 1237-nucleotide messenger RNA. It is a transcript of the gene ATRER1A, whose product is annotated as Rer1 family protein. The record is from RefSeq and is marked reviewed. The transcript has 4 exons. Gene Ontology annotation, cellular component: cytoplasm; endoplasmic reticulum; membrane. Bases 422 to 997 code for a protein of 191 amino acids. NCBI's taxonomy places the organism in Eukaryota, Viridiplantae, Streptophyta, Magnoliopsida, Brassicales, Brassicaceae.
AAAACGCGGAAACAAUUAAAAAUAAAAUCAAAAAUAAAUCGCCGAUCAAUCCAUCUUCUUCUUCAUUUGGUAUUGCUGCUUACGUCGUCAGAUCUGCUCGUUUUUUCGCUCCAUUUUUGGGUCACCAUUACUCAGCUUCCGUAAGUGUUUUGAUUGUUUGUUUUCUCCGAAGUUUUGAAUCAAUGAUCUGAGAAAAUUUCCCUGUUUAGAUCGACGAUUCUCAAGGUUUUUGUUAUGUGCUUGUUGGAAUCGUUUUCGCCGAUUGAGUUUCUAGAUCUGAAGUUCAAUCGGUGAUUACGAUUGAGAUAGUUGCUGUUGUUACUAAGGUUUUGAUUCUCUGGUCAGAUACAUUAGACUGAUAAACAUUUUAUGGCGUUUUCUACAAAUUUGUUUGUUUCCUAGGUUUUAAAUAUCACAUUAGAUGGACGAAAGCGGAGGUGAUAGUGGUUCAGUGGCCACACCUGUUCAACAGCGAGCACAUGAGGCAUGGAGGAUUUACCAACACUAUCUUGACAAGACUACACCUCAUGCAAAUUACAGAUGGAUUGGAACUCUUGUCGUCGCUCUUAUCUACUGUUUGAGGGUUUACUAUAUUCAGGGUUUCUACAUCAUCGCCUAUGGUCUUGGAAUCUACCUUCUCAAUCUGCUUAUCGGGUUCUUGUCCCCUCUUGUUGAUCCUGAAGCUGGUGGGGUCUCUGAUGGGCCUUCUCUGCCUACUAGAGGUUCUGAUGAGUUCAAGCCUUUCAUUCGCCGUCUCCCCGAGUUCAAAUUCUGGUACUCCAUGACAAAGGCUUUCUGCAUAGCUUUCCUCAUGACAUUCUUCUCGGUGUUUGACGUUCCUGUGUUUUGGCCAAUUCUGCUGUGCUAUUGGAUCGUUCUCUUUGUUCUCACCAUGAGACGCCAGAUCGCCCACAUGAUCAAGUACAAAUACAUCCCUUUCAGCUUCGGCAAACAGAAAUAUGGUGGACGGAGCAGCAGCGGCUCACGUGCGGAUUGAUCUGACCAAUUUGCUGACCAUUAGCUACUUUUUUUGUCUUUGCAAAAGAGAAAGAAAAAAUUGUUAAGAAUAUCAUUUUGGACCAUUUUUACAUUGACAAAACUAUGCAGAGCUAUAAGGAAGAAUUAUAGGCAGGAUAAAAAAGGAUGGAAACUAAACUUGAUUUAGCUCGGAAGAAAAUUGUUCCCUUUAGUUGUUUAUCCAUGAUUUGCAAUAUGAUCUAUAAUCUGUUGCUUUACU